CCCGCGGCGCACAGCAGGGGCCGGGCUUCGCGGCCGGAGGGUCCCCCUGCCAAGGCCGCGGCUCGCCCGGGGAAGACCAGACCCUCGGCCGCCGCCGCCGCCCGGAAGCGGGCUCUGCUAGCGGCCAACGAGGAGGAGGACCGCGAGAUCCGGAAGCUGGAGCGCUGCCUCGGCCUGAACAAGCGCAGGAGGAAGGGCGACGGCGGCGCCGUGCCGCUGAGCUUCGCGCGCGACGGGCUGGACUACAUCCUGGGGGCCCUCGAGCCCGGGGCAGGCGGCGGCGGCCUGUACGGGAGCAGCGGGGAGGAGGACGGGGACCGGGACGAGGCACGCCCCGAGCGCCAGAGCGAGGAGGCCGCGGAUGGGGAAGCGCGGGCCGCCGACGAUGAGGACGAAGAAAACGAGGAGGAGGACGCGGAUGAGGCUGUGGACCCGGAAAGCUGGGAAGGAGUGGGAGGCGGCGCGUGGGAGAAGAUGGGGAGGAAGAGAGUCCGCUUCACGGAAGAUGAAGAUCUGGAACGUGAGAGUUUGGAGAGAGAGGACACAGCUCCGCAGGAGCGUGUUGGUGAAAGUACUGAAAGGUACAUCCCUCCGCAGGGGAGGCGGGCCGUGGAGACAGUGGAUGUCCACAAGAAGGCGGAGCUGGACAGGCUGAAGAAACAGGUCAAAGGCCUCGUUAAUAGGCUGAGUGAGCCCAACAUGGCAUUCGUAAGUGGACAGAUGGAGGAGCUGUACAUGGCCCACAGCAGGAAGGACAUGAGCGACACACUGACCGCCACCCUUAUGGACGCCUGUGUCACCUCCUCGGCCAUGCCCAGCCGGCUGAUGAUGGAGCACGUCCUCCUGGUCAGCAUCCUCCACCACACGGUUGGAAUCGAGGUUGGUGCGUGCUUCCUGGAAGCCGUGGUGAAGAAGUUUGAUGAUAUCUACCAGACCAGAGGCGAUGGGAAGGAGUGUGACAACCUGUUCACCAUCGUCGCCCACUUGUACAACUUCCACGUGGUGCAGUCACUCCUUAUCUUUGACAUUUUGAAGAAACUGGUAGGAACUUUCACGGAAAAAGACAUCGAGCUGAUUCUGCUGAUGCUGAAGAACGUGGGCUUCUCAUUGAGGAAAGACAACGCUUUAUCACUUAAAGAGCUGAUCACCGAGGCCCAGGCCAAAGCCAGCACUGCGGGCGGCAGAUUCCAGGACCAGACCAGGAUUCGGUUUAUGCUGGAGACGAUGCUAGCAUUGAAGAACAAUGACAUGCGCAAGAUCCCAGGCUAUGACCCCGAGCCGGUGGAGAGGCUGAGGAAGCUGCAGAGGACACUGGUGCGCAGUGCCAGCUCCAGCUCCGAGACUCAGCUCCGUGUCUCCUGGGACGGCAUCCGGAAUGCAGAGCAGGCCGGUCGCUGGUGGAUCGUGGGGUCUGCGUGGAGUGGGGCCCCGAUGAUUGACAACAGUCAUCUCGCAGUCCCACAGAAGCCACUCACGGGGACGGUGAGCGCAAAGAUGCUGGAGCUUGCCCGGAAGCAGAGGAUGAACACAGACAUCAGGAGGAACAUAUUCUGCACGGUGAUGACCAGCGAGGAUUUUCUAGAUGCCUUUGAAAAGCUGCUCAAGCUCGGGCUGAAGGACCAGCAGGAGCGAGAGAUCGUGCACGUGCUCGUGGACUGCUGCCUGCAGGAGAAGACCUACAACCCUUUCUACGCCUUCCUGUCCAGCAAGUUCUGCGGGUACGAGAGGAGAUUCCAGAUGACUUUCCAGUUCAGCAUAUGGGACAAAUUUCGGGACUUAGAAAAUUUGCCGGACACCAAAGUCUUAAAUUUGGUUCACCUGGUGGCACACUUGUUGAAGACAAAGUCACUUCCACUUUCCAUUUUAAAGGUGGUUGAGUUCAGUGAAUUGGACAAACCCCGAGUCCACUUUUUACGCCGAGUGUUAACCAUGCUGCUGAUGGAAACAGAAGUGGAAGACUUGAGUUUAAUUUUUUCAAGGGUGUCCGGCAACCCGAAGCUGGGUGUGCUGAGGGAGGGCCUGAAGCUCUUCAUCAGCCACUUCCUGCUGAGGCCCACACAGGCCCCGCGGAGCCCCGAGGAGGCUGGCACGCUGAGAGAGAGGGUGGCACUCGCCACCCAGGCCCUGCAGGGCAGGGCUGCACCGCGGAUGUAGCGGAAGCCGGGAGUGCGCUGGAGUCACGACAGCGUCUGCGGUGUUAAGUGUCAGCGUUUGAGGUGACUUCUGGUCCAGGGCCGGAGACAGCUAAGUGCAUCAUUGGCGCGGCGAGCUUGGGCACACCUGGGACAAGUUGGAUUUGGUCAGCCCGCGAGUGUCACCGUGUGCCGAGCGCUGUGUGGGUGGAGGCUCUGAGCGCUCAGCCGACCUCCCACGCGGCAGAGACCCCUUUGUGCUUCCGUGUCUCAGCCGCUCCACGUUGGCAGUGUCUUUCUUAAAACUCUGAAGUCGCCAAAUGGGAAUGGACACUUGGUGCUGCUCGCUGCCAGGCCCGAGCCGGUGUGGAGGUGUCGCCUGCACGUCGGAGCUCACACAUCUGUGAGACAUGCACACACACCUGGAGUGGAAGCCCCAGCGCUGAGGAAGAAGUGGCCUGGGGACCCGGUGCACUGCCGACACGCUGUGCGUGAUGUCUGCGGGCCCUGGAGCCCCAGACAGGACUAAGCCUCACUGAUGAAGUUAACUGCUGGAACAGCCACCCAGUGUGAGGUAGAGGUCAUAGGCCAGCACUGUCACCUGCCCUUCAGUCUCCCAGCAGCCAGGCAGUCUCUGGGGACAUCGGUGCUGUGCUGAGCGCCCCUUGGCGUAGCUCUGUGGGGUGUCCACAAGCACCGUGGGCAGUUGCUGUGCUUGUCUACCCCUACCCCAAGGGUCUGGGCCUUCGUGUUCACAGGCAGUGUGUAAAGAGCAACACAGGUGGCCUGGCUGUCCCCAGCCCGACCCUGCUUUGGAGCCAGAGGAAAAGCCCUUGUCUUCCACGCACUUCUGAUUGAGACAAAGGGUGGCAGUGGGCAGAGUGCUGCUUCCUGUCCCCACUCCUGGGUGUGACCGGCCAGGCCCCGCCUCCUGGGAGGUGCUCAGGACAGCAUGUGCCUGUGCAGCACCACCAGCUUUGGGUGGGACGGUGCUGAUGUCACCAGCGUGGCCAUCGGUGGAGCAGCACGAGGCUCAGGAGAGCCACACCGCAGCACAAAGCAGCCUCGUGCGGUGGAGGUGAGUCCAGGCCGCACCAGUCCCACGUCCAUACUGGUUUCUGUCCCCAAAACACGUUCUCACCAGGACCCUGAUUGUGACCCCCGCCCAUCACUUGGGUUUAGUAUAUGGCAGGUGGCCCAGAGGGUGCACGUCACGGGCAUCACCAGGCCAUGCUGACGGCUGUCCAGUGCGGCUGGUACCUCCGUCUUGUCCAGAAGGGUUGUGAGUUCAGAAUGGCUUUUAAAUGUGGAGAUUUUUAAAAAAGAAUCAAGUUGUAUCAGGUACAGGUGCAUAGUCCCUCUAAUGAAUGUGAUCAUUAUGUAUACCUAAAAUGUACCAAUAAACUUAAUUUUUUUAAAAGGAGAGAUUUUAAGAUAUAUUAGUAACACGGACAUUUGAAAGGUGCUUCAGGCUAUGUGGGCGGUGUAUGGUGAGAACUUGCUCCCCUGCAGGGUGAGGACUGGUAGUGUAUAAAAUGACUAAAAAGCCUUCUAGUGAGGGGUUCAUAGUGUGUUAAAGUGUAAAUAAAAUCUAUUUUCUUACAUUCUG
Molecule: messenger RNA, 3741 nt
Organism: Chinchilla lanigera (long-tailed chinchilla)
Lineage: Eukaryota; Metazoa; Chordata; Mammalia; Rodentia; Chinchillidae
Gene: Nom1
Product: nucleolar protein with MIF4G domain 1
Biological process (GO): ribosomal small subunit biogenesis
Cellular component (GO): nucleolus
Molecular function (GO): protein binding; RNA binding
Source: RefSeq, a predicted model, not a curated record